AUGGCUAAGCAAGGCACCGAGACCAAUCCAGACACUGUGGUCAAGCCAGACACUGUGGUCAAGCCUGUCAUCGAGGCCAAGCCAGAUCCCAUGGCUAAGCCAGACACUGAGGCCAAGCCAGACACUGUGGUCAAGCCAGUCAUCGAGGCCAAGCCUGAGGCCAAGCCAGAUACCGAAGCCAGGCCAGAGACUGUGGUCGAUCCAGACAUCAAGGCUAAGCCAAACACCAAGAUCGAGCCAGUCGUCGAGGCCAAGCGAAUCACUUGGUCCAAGCCAGACACAAAGCCAGACACCAAGGGCAAGUCCAAGGGCAAGUCCAAUCCCAAGGCCAAGUCCAAUCCCAAGGCCAAGUCCAAGUCCAAAAUGCGUACUUUGAAGAGCUCGUCCCGUCGCUUCGUCAGAAAGCUCGGCUGCGUCGUCCACCGUGUCGUGGCACAAGUAUCGCUGGUGACGCUUGUGAUUCUGCACUGUCAUGCUUACAACGACUUCUUCUAA
Beauveria bassiana ARSEF 2860 is the source of this 495-nucleotide messenger RNA. RefSeq lists its product as uncharacterized. NCBI's taxonomy places the organism in Eukaryota, Fungi, Ascomycota, Sordariomycetes, Hypocreales, Cordycipitaceae. The transcript has a single exon. Bases 1 to 495 code for a protein of 164 amino acids. The record is from RefSeq and is a predicted model, not a curated record.